AUGAUGAUAAUGUCAUCACUAAUGCUUGGUGUAGUUCAUUUUGUAGCCUCGAAUACUGAUUGUGGAGUCUGGGAUUUUGAUAUGGAAAAGUUUGAGAUGUCUAAGCACUUCUGGUUUCCUUGGCCUGUGAAUCUUAUUGUUUGCCAACCAGACAAUGGAGAAAUGGCACUAGAAAUUGCAGACCGCAUGUGUAGAUCUGCUGCAGUUGAUCUCAUUUGCAUUGACUCUGUCUCAGCUCUUACUCCACGUGCUGAAAUUGAACGCGAAAUUGGAAUGCAACAAAUGAGUUUACAAGCACGUCUUAUGAGUCAAGCAUUGCGUAAAAUGUCAGGCAAUGCAUCAAAAGUUGGAUUUGGUUUUGGUGUUGGGUUUGCACUUUCAUACUAUGAUUUUGCACACGAUACAACGAAAACAUAA
This is a messenger RNA of Lactuca virosa, 417 nucleotides long. The record is from the annotation of a GenBank genome assembly. Lineage: Eukaryota; Viridiplantae; Streptophyta; Magnoliopsida; Asterales; Asteraceae.